Molecule: messenger RNA, 1572 nt
Organism: Elaeis guineensis (African oil palm)
Lineage: Eukaryota; Viridiplantae; Streptophyta; Magnoliopsida; Arecales; Arecaceae
Product: acyl transferase 4
Source: RefSeq, a predicted model, not a curated record
UUGAGCCAUCAACCACAGAUUGCAUCCUCUCCUGUAGUUCUUGACUUCAAAGGCUUGUGAGUCAUAAACCACACUGCAUAUACGCUCCUUAAGCUCUUGCAACCAUGAGGUUCUCAGUGGCCAGAACUUCCCAGUCCCUCGUCGGUCCAUGCGAACCGACACCAUCAGAUACACUCUAUCUGUCGAUCAUCGACCGUGUGCCUGGACUGAGGCACAUGGUAAGGUCGCUGCAUGUGUUCAAGCAUGGGCAGGAGCCAGCCAAGGUCAUAAGGGAAGCACUGUCCAAGGCACUAGUCAAGUACUACCCUUUCGCCGGACGGUUCAUCAACUCAGAACACGGCGAUGUUCGCAUCGCUUGCACCGGCGAGGGGGCUUGGUUUGUCGAGGCCACUGCAAAUUGUAGCCUUGAAGAUGUCAAGUACCUCGAGCACCCCCUCAUGAUCUCUAAAGAUGAGCUCCUCCCCGAGCCUAGCCUGGAGCUAGACCCCCUUGAUCUGCCAGUGAUGAUGCAGGUUACAGAAUUCACCUGCGGCGGUUUCGUGGUUGGCCUCAUCUCUGUCCACACCAUCGCCGACGGCCUCGGUGCAGCACAGUUCGUCGAUGCCAUCGGAGAAUUUGCUCGCAACCUCGCCAAGCCCACCGUCGACCCAGUCUGGUCCCGGGAACUCAUCCCCAACCCACCCCAGCUCCCUCCUGGAUCCCCACCAGUCUUAGCCUCCUACAAGCUCCUGUACUCCACAAUGGACAUCACCUCGGACCGCAUCAACCACGUCAAAACUGAGUACUUCGAUCAGACCGGCCAGCGAUGCUCCACCUUCGAUGUAUCUAUAGCCAAGACCUGGCAGGCUCGCACCCGGGCCAUCAAUUUGGACCCAGACGUCGACGUCCAUGUCUGCUUCUUCGCCAGUAUUCGCCACUUGUUGAACCAAGUAUUGCCUGCAGAAGGUGUUGGCUACUAUGGCAACUGCUUCUAUCCAGUUACUGCCACCGCCCCUAGCGGUAAAGUAGCAUCGGCCGAGCUCGUCGGAGUCGUGAAGAUGAUCAGGGAUGCUAAGGCUAGGCUGCCUGCCGACUUAGCCAAGUGGGUAGUCGGGGAUUUCAAAGAGGAUCCUUAUGAGCUGUCGUUCACAUACAACUCGUUGUUCGUCUCGGACUGGACCCGGCUGGGCUUCCUUGAGGUCGACUAUGGCUGGGGGAUGCCCAUCCAUGUGAUACCUUAUGCUUACCAUGCGUUCAUGGCGGUGGCCAUCAUUGGAGCACCACCGAAGCCCAAGAAAGGUGCUAGGUUUAUGACCCAGUGCGUCGAGAAGGAGCACUUGGAAGCCUUCCAAGAUGAGAUGAAAACCUUCUAAAGCUUGAAUAAGGAGAAUCCUCAGCAAGGAAUAAGGUGCCUUCCAUCAAGAAAGAUGUUGUUGUAAGUGUAACAUGUGGAAUCAAAAUAGUAUUUGUACGCGAUUGGAGAGCUCUGCCCCCGCUGAGCCUCUGUUUUAAUAGCGUUAUAAAAUAGUAAGAUAUGUACUUGAGUCCAUAAUUAAAUAUCAUUUUAGUUACAAUGCAAUUGCAGUGAGAUGU